ACAAAGUCAAGAGAGUGGACGCACGAGUGAGGUCGUGGCACACUGACUUGUGUAACUCGAGACUUACUAUUUAGUUUGGUGUUAUGUUUGUGAGACAUAGACAUAACUGACCAACUGAUUGAGAAUUAUAGGGAGGCAGGAGGCGACAGUGAGGCAGAGAGGAGGUAGAGGUAACGUUAGUCGAACGUGGGGAGGAGGCGAAGUGAGCGGACAAGGCACCGUAGUUUUCUUGGAUUCUAUUGCAUGUCAUUUUCAACUCAUACCUUGCACGGAAAGAGCUAAAUUCACAAGACUGGGGCACGUCUGGAGGAAGCGCCAGUCCUUGAUUCCUUUACAAUGAAGAAAAACAAUUCGGCGAAACGGGGCCCGCAGGAUGCUAACCAGCAGUCCUCACAGCCAGACAAAGUCGGAUGGAUCCGCAAAUUUUGUGGAAAAGGGAUAUUCAGAGAAAUCUGGAAAAAUCGGUUUGUUAUGCUUAAAGGAGACCACCUCUACAUCUCAGAGAAAGAGGUCAAAGAUGAGAAGAAGAUCCAGGAUGUGGUCGACCUGACAGACUACGAGCGCUCAGAGGAACUGCGCAAGGCUAAGAGCCGCAGCAAGAAAAACCACAGCAAGUUCACCCUGCUGCGCUCCCGGCAGCCUGGCAACACGGUCCCCAAUCUAGUCUUUCUGGCGGUUAGUCCAGAGGAGAAGGAGUCUUGGAUCAACGCAAUCAAUGGAGCCAUCACAAAGGCCAAGAACCGCAUCCUGGAUGAGGUCACAGUGGAGGAGGAGAGUUUUCUGGCCCACCCAACACGUGACCGAGCAAAGAUCCCUCACACGAGACGCUUGCCCACCCGUGGCCAUCUCAUGGCAGUGGCGUCCACCUCCAGCUCAGACGGAAUGCUGACCCUUGACCUAAUCCAGGAAGAGGACGCGCCGGACUCCUGCGACAAGAGCCUGCGGAUCACCGUGGACAAGUCGCCCGGCUCCUCCUGCUCCACCCCCACGCCCUCCGACCCCCAGCGUCUGAGCCCCGCCUCCGCCCGCACCUCCCCGACCGCCGGAGCCGCCGCCGCCACCUCCUCCGAGGCCCAGAGCAAGUCGCAGUCGCUGCCCCGCCAGGGCGACAUCCCGUGGGAGUGCUCGGGCGGCGAGUCCAGCGGAGGCCUCGGCGGGGCGCGCACCCCGCAGACCGGCCGCAAGCUGACGCCGGCCGAGAAGAGCCGCUGCGCCUCCAUGGACGAGAUCCUGUCCCACUCGGAGACGCGUGGCGGCGGCGUUGGCGGCGCGGGCUCCCGCCGGCCCGGCAUGCCGCACUGCUCGAGCUCGGCGCCCGCCGCCGCGCUGCGGCCCAUCAACCAGCUGCAGGACCUCAUCUGCCAGAAGCUGGAGCGGACUCAGGAGCUGCUGACCGAGGUGCGCAGCGGCGGCGCCGCCGAGAAGGACAGCGGCGCUGGCGGCGGAGGUGGAGGUGCCGGUGCCGGCGGCGGUACUGCGCGGGCGGAGGCCGAGCGGCUCCUGGAGGAGGCCACGUCCACGUGGGGUCAGGCGCGCGACGUGCUGGAGGAGGUCAAGGAGCUGCGGGCGCUCUGCAAGCACCUGGACUCGAGCGUGGCGGGCGGCGCGGCCGGCGUCAGCGCCAACGGCGGGCUGACCAGCUCGGUGUCGGCGCACAACAGCCCCACCACGCUGGGCGGCAAGCUCAAGAGUCCGCAGCAGUCGCACUACAGGAAGAGCAUGAUGUGACCACGCGGCUGAGAGACAGGAAAUGGACCUCACGAUUGCUUCGCUGAUGAAUGAUGAGAUUAACACCCCCACGCCACCCCCUCUCCACUACCCCUUUUCUGCCACCCCCGCUCUUACUGUGUGCAAAAUUAGGAAGGACGGAAAAAACCCAGAGUCACUCAGAGACUGAAACUGAAUGAAAUUAAAUAUAUUUCGCCUGAAAUGUAUUUCCCGUUUUGCUUUUUGCAUCCCUUUGUUGGCGAUGCGGGCAGUUUCACAGAAAUAUGGUGUGUGCGUGGGUUGAGGCAUUGACACAUCUCCCACUGCUGAGCUGACUUCUGUACUGAACACUGGGGCCCUCAAGAGUGUGUCUAGAAUGGUCUAGAUGAGAGAGUGUUUGUGGGGGAGAAGGUGUGUGAGGGUCUCUGAGUCUGUCCCCCGGCUGCUCUGCCUCAUAGAACUCUCAGGGGUACGUGUGUGUGUCUGCACAAUGCUGGGUCAUUAUUCGGGGGCGUUAUGAAUAAAGACAGCCCAAAUCAGGAGGGGGAUGGGGGGGUGGCAAAGCCGGACAGAGGGCAGCCACCUCUAGGGCACACCGUUCCCCAACCCUCUCCCCCCCCCACUCCCCCCACUCCCCCCGUCCUUCUGCCAGCCCGUUGGAAUGUGAAUGUUUUCCUUUUUGACGUCCCAGAACACACUGGAAAGUCUCCACUUCUGCCAAGGGGGGACAC
Sardina pilchardus (European sardine) is the source of this 2438-nucleotide messenger RNA. RefSeq names its product pleckstrin homology domain containing, family O member 1b (gene plekho1b). Gene Ontology annotation, cellular component: muscle cell projection membrane; ruffle membrane. Lineage: Eukaryota; Metazoa; Chordata; Actinopteri; Clupeiformes; Clupeidae. Gene Ontology annotation, biological process: regulation of myoblast fusion. The transcript has 6 exons. Bases 337 to 1728 code for a protein of 463 amino acids. The record is from RefSeq and is a predicted model, not a curated record.